Oreochromis niloticus (Nile tilapia) is the source of this 2672-nucleotide messenger RNA. RefSeq lists its product as uncharacterized. The transcript has 3 exons. The coding region runs from base 20 to 2365 and encodes 781 amino acids. NCBI's taxonomy places the organism in Eukaryota, Metazoa, Chordata, Actinopteri, Cichliformes, Cichlidae. The record is from RefSeq and is a predicted model, not a curated record.
GCUGAUUGUUUCGUGGGUCAUGGUUCAGUCUGAGACAGAAAGGUCCUUGGAGCCCAUGUACCAGGGAAUGGCCAAGAGGUACAGUGAUGCAGGAGUGGAAAAGGCCGGCUACCACUGGGUGGACAGGGAUUGCUGUGCUCCAUUUAAGAUCCCAGACUGCAUCCCUGGGGAAAAUCUAUUGUGGGAUGCCUGGAAAACCACUCCUGCUGUUGUUGCUGCGGCCACAUCUGGACCAGUGGCAAACAGCUGUGCCUCUCGAACCCACUACAAUAAGAACAUUAUUGUAAAACUGGAUCUGUUCCACUGCCUGAGGCGAUUUUCGCGGGAGUGUACCUCUGAGCAUCAUCCUCUGUUCAGCACUUUCUGCCAGCUUCUCUCUGCUGCAUUCUCAGUAGUUGAUCAGGCGGACCUGAAGAGGCUCCAGGAUGCUUAUAAGUUCUGUGGCAUCCAUCCUGCUAAUCCCACAAAGCAACACAUAAGGGAGCACUGCAGGAUCCAAAUACCACAACCCACUGAGCUGCUGAACAGAGUGGAAAAGGUCCUGAACCAUUUUCACCUGGCCACAGACCCCAACAACAUCCCACUCUUCAAGCCAUCCAUGCUGAAGACGUGGCGCAUUCAGAGAGUGCACAUUCUGCGUGGCUGCCUAAGUGACCCUGAACUCUCAGAGGGUGUAAUGUUUAGGUACGGUGGGACUCUUCAGCUUAACCAUGUCCCUGGUGAAGGUGCCAAGGUCCCCAUCUGGAUUCCUGUCCGAGGCACUUCACAGCAGGAGGGUUAUCAUUUCCACCAGGCCCAGUGGAUCACCGGGACUCACGUUUCCACUGAACUAUUCCAGGCCCAGGGCAUGACAGGGGUGGUACGAUGGAACUACCAAAGACUGGUGGACCUUAAGCAGCCAGGUGUCAUUCUCCCUUCUGUUUUUGAUCCGGCUCUAGUGGUGGAGUUGAAUGCAGCCUCCAGAAGAGUGACUGGUCAGGAGAAGUACCCUGCACUUCACCUCUCUGACAGAGACACUGGAGAGCGAUUUGGGCUUGAAUACAGAGAGCCAGGCUGCCGUCCAGUCCCUCUGAACUGGGACAAACACAAAACUCUGAGAAAAGAUGAACCGGCUGCCCUUCAGCCCCCAUCCUCUGUUCCAAAACCUGCCCAACUUCAGGUUCCAGCAGCGGGACCCUUCUCCAGCCUGGCACCGCUUGGUGUGGCAUCUCCCACACCAGCACCACCUGUCACCCACCCUUUCUCUGGUGCACUUUUAAAGCAGGAGUUAGCAUCAGAAGACACCCAGCAACCUACAACAGUCAUGGAAAUCUCUGAAGCUCUACCUCUGCCGAUGCGGGCCUCACCAAGGAGUGCUCGCACUGGACCUAUAAAAACAGGUGGACGGGUUUUUGUGCUGGACCACACACGCUGGACGCGACCUAUGAAAGCGUCAAUAGAUGAUCUGUUGCAAAAGUACAGUGGGAAGAAGGACAUGCUGAAGCUUGUGGAUCAAGAUUAUGCAGACAUGGUCCAUCGCUCUGCUAAUGAUCCCAACAGCCUGCUGCAUCCCACAUCCAAGGUGCACAUAUCCGGGUAUGUGAAGCACUUGGCAAAACUUCUGAACACCAAUUCAUCGUUGAACAUAAGCCCAGAAAAACUUCUGGGGACUCAGCAGCUGUGGCACUCUUUAACUGAAGGCAGUGAAACCACUAGUGUCCCUGUAGUCACCAUAGAGCCUGCCGUCUUUAACCCGCCUCCCCCUGCCCUGUCUACACCACUGACACAAGUGUCAAUAGAGAAGAUUGUGGAGGGCAUUUUAGAAAGGCAACAGCAGCAGCCACACCAGCCACAGCAGCAGCAGCCUGAGGGGAAAAAAAGGCAGACAAAGACUUGUCUUGCCUGUGGACAGCCCAAGUCUCAACAUGAGACAGAUGGAUCCACCGUCCAUUAUUUUUACCAGAGAGGGCCUGUGCGCUAUUUCUAUUGUUCCAACAAGGUGCAUCAAACUUAUGCUGCUGAGGGAAUCACUGACCCUAAAAUGCCCUUUGAGGAUUUUGCCCAGACAGACUUUUUCCAAAGGGAACUGGAUGCUACCAGGAAGAAGUCAGAGGAAAGGAUGGAGAAAAAGAGGAAAAGGCCAGAAACCCAACAAACAGGCCGCCUCUGCAGGUUCUGCCACAUGGACCUGAAACAGGGACCAAAUAGCCCACAUGUUCACACAGGCUUCCCUGGAGUGGCAGGGAAAUAUAUCUACUGCCCUUCAAAAGUGCACUCUCUGUACAGGGACAAGGGCAUGGCCAAGGAGAUGACCUGGAAGGAGUUUCAGGAGUCUCCUUUCUACGAGGCAGAGAGACAAAGAUGGGUGGAAGAAAAAAGGAAAUAGGGGAGAAACUGUUGAUAUUGUACAUAAUAUAGUUUAGUUCUAGUUUUGUAAUGUUUAUUUUGUUUAUAUAAAUAAAAACUGAUUGUAAAUAUAAAAAUGUAAAUAAAUUGUGUUCUGCCUACAUAUUAUUUCUAAAUCACUUCAUGUAAUGAUAACAAGCCAUCCGUUCUCUAGUGGGGUCUCACAGCUUUUAUCUUUAUAAUCUUUCUGGUUGAUUUGUAAUAUUAGAAACAUGACUGCUGUCUUUUAUCUGUGUGACUGUACAGCCUGUUUCAGACAUGACAACCAGACAGUGUCUGAAGUUAUC